Molecule: messenger RNA, 1554 nt
Organism: Ipomoea nil (Japanese morning glory)
Lineage: Eukaryota; Viridiplantae; Streptophyta; Magnoliopsida; Solanales; Convolvulaceae
Product: isovaleryl-CoA dehydrogenase, mitochondrial
Exons: 15
Coding region: 119-1354 (411 amino acids)
Biological process (GO): L-leucine catabolic process
Cellular component (GO): mitochondrion
Molecular function (GO): flavin adenine dinucleotide binding; 3-methylbutanoyl-CoA dehydrogenase activity
Source: RefSeq, a predicted model, not a curated record
CUUCAUACUUAUAGAUGAUAGAUAUCCUCCAGCUCAGAAGUCAGAACCUUCACACCAAACUCUACAUUCUAUCCUGCUUUUCUUCUGCUCUUUGCUCUGCAUCGCCAUUCUCAAAGAAAUGCACAAGUUAUUUGCUGCCAGGUCCUUAACCUCUGCUUUAUUUAAAAAUCGACCCCGCCAUCAGCUCCCUGCUGCUUUCUCUACUUCUUUACUCUUCGAUGAUACUCAGAUACAGUUUAAAGAAAGUGUUUCUCAGUUUGCUCAAGAACAUAUUGCCCCUCAUGCGGAAAAAAUCGAUAAAACGAAUUACUUUCCACAGGAUGUUAAUUUAUGGAAAUUGAUGGGUGAUUUUAAUCUCCAUGGAAUUACUGCUCCAGAGGAAUAUGGAGGCCUUGGCCUUGGCUAUAUAUAUCACUGUAUAGCUUUGGAAGAAAUUAGUCGUGCCUCUGGAUCAGUUGGCCUUUCCUUUGGUGCCCAUUCUAACCUAUGCAUUAAUCAGUUGGUGAGGAAUGCAAAUCCUGAUCAGAAGCAAAAGUAUUUGCCAAAGCUAAUUAGCGGCGAGCAUGUUGGGGCUCUUGCAAUGAGUGAACCCAAUGCUGGGUCAGAUGUUGUUAGCAUGAAAUGCAGAGCUGAUCGUGUUGAUGGGGGUUAUGUUCUGAAUGGGAAUAAGAUGUGGUGCACCAACGGUCCUGUGGCUCAGGCUCUGGUUGUUUAUGCAAAAACAGAUAUUGCUGCUCGCUCAAAAGGAAUCACAGCUUUUAUCAUUGAGAAGGGAAUGCCAGGUUUCAGUACUGCCCAGAAAUUAGACAAACUUGGGAUGAGAGGAAGUGAUACGUGUGAGCUUGUGUUUGAAAAUUGCUUUGUUCCGGAAGAAAAUGUUCUGGGAGAGGAAGGGAAAGGAGUUUAUGUCAUGAUGUCGGGCCUGGAUUUGGAAAGACUUGUUCUGGCUUCCGGACCUCUUGGAAUCAUGCAAGCAUGUCUUGAUGUGGUACUUCCAUAUGUUCGUCAACGAGAGCAAUUCGGGAGGGCCAUUGGCGAACAUCAAUUUAUACAGGGCAAAAUUGCCGACAUGUAUACUGCAUUACAGUCCUCAAGAUCAUAUGUCUAUUCGGUUGCCAGAGACUGUGACAACGGGAAGGUUGAUCCAAAGGAUUGUGCAGGUGUAAUACUCUGUGCAGCUGAAAGAGCCACUCAAGUUGCUCUUCAGGCUAUUCAGUGUCUUGGCGGUAAUGGGUAUGUAAACGAGUACCCGACUGGGCGCUUCCUUCGCGAUGCCAAACUCUACGAGAUUGGGGCAGGCACUAGCGAGAUUAGAAGAAUGAUAAUUGGUCGCGAGCUCUUUAAAGAGCAAUGAACGAGGAAUUACCAUUUACCACGUUAUGAUACGAGUUCUUCUCACGCAGUGGAAUUGAAGCAGCUUUGUCUUGCUGAGAGUUGAAGGUUAACACAAUGGCAGCUUUUCUGCCCACUAAUAAGGCCUUGUUUGAUUGUAAUGAACAAUUGCAAAAGAAUAAUAAUACUAAUAUCAUAUUAUAUUUGAACUUGUCCUGUGAA